Molecule: messenger RNA, 1390 nt
Organism: Athalia rosae (coleseed sawfly)
Lineage: Eukaryota; Metazoa; Arthropoda; Insecta; Hymenoptera; Athaliidae
Gene: PSR
Product: bifunctional arginine demethylase and lysyl-hydroxylase PSR
Exons: 6
Coding region: 70-1248 (392 amino acids)
Biological process (GO): phagocytosis
Cellular component (GO): nucleus; cytoplasm
Molecular function (GO): P-TEFb complex binding; histone H4R3 demethylase activity
Source: RefSeq, a predicted model, not a curated record
UGUUCCUUUAAAAUUAAAUUUGUAAAUAAGUUUUAUUAGGUUAAUACUUGUAACUAGAUAUAUCUUAUCAUGUCCGAAGAAGUCAAGUUAGAUCACCGAGCAAAGAAACGUAUCAAAGAAGUUAAACGAAAAGCAAGACCAGAACUUGGCGACAAAACUGCCUGGUCUCAACAUGGUUAUCACAAAAGAUUUGCGUCUUUUUGGGAUUUUGUCGACAAUGUUGACCGUAUCGAUCAAAAUUCUGUAACUCCAGCGGAAUUUAUCGAAAAGUAUGAAAAGCCUUACAAACCUGUAGUGAUAAAGGGUACCCAAAAUGACUGGAAAGCCCAGCAUAAAUGGACUGUCGAGAGACUUGCAAAAAAAUAUCGGAAUCAAAAGUUCAAAUGUGGCGAGGACAAUGAAGGGUACAGCGUGAAAAUGAAAAUGAAGUACUAUGUGCAGUAUAUGCUAAAUAACGACGAUGAUUCCCCACUGUACAUCUUUGAUAGUUCGUUUGGUGAAAAUCCACGUCGUAAAAAAUUACUGGAAGAUUAUUCAAUUCCACUUUAUUUUCGCGAUGACCUGUUCCAACAUGCCGGUGAGCAUCGAAGACCACCUUAUCGGUGGUUUGUUAUGGGACCUGCAAGAUCAGGUACAGGAAUCCAUAUAGAUCCAUUGGGAACGAGUGCCUGGAAUGCCUUGAUCUCUGGGCACAAGCGAUGGUGCCUAUUUCCCACUCACACUCCGCGUGAAAUCCUUAAAGUUAGCGCAAUGGAAGGUGGAAAACAGAGAGAUGAGGCCGUUACUUGGUUUUCCGCUAUUUACCCACGUACCAAGCUGCCUUCUUGGCCAAAAGACUGCCAACCGACUGAAAUAUUACAAGGCCCAGGAGAAACUGUAUUCGUUCCAGGUGGUUGGUGGCAUGUUGUUUUGAAUCUUGAUAACACAAUAGCAGUGACGCAGAACUUUUGUUCACAGACAAACUUUCCUGUUGUGUGGCACAAAACGGUAAGGGGAAGGCCGAAACUUUCUCGUAAGUGGCACAGAGUUCUUCGAGAAAAAGUGCCUGAGUUGGGUACUUUAGCUGACACUAUCGACGUCAAAGAAGACACUGGAGUUGCAAGUGAUUCGUCAAGUGGAUCUUCAAGUAGUUCUUCUAGCAGCAGUAGCAGUAGUCAAUCAGAAGACAGUGCGGAUGACAGCGGACAAGAAUCGCUUACCGCGCACAAGAAAAAGAAGCGAAGAAAAUUGAACAGCUGCCAACCCUGACAAUACCGUAUACGUGGGACCUUCAGAGACCUCAGACUGUACAGUAUUAUGCAGCAAUUAUUAUUUCUACCGAGAGUAAAUAUUGUUAUUAUGAUUAUAGCAUCUCUAUUCGUAAUAAAAUAAAUGCUAGAUAAUACCAAAA